CGCAGAUUUCCAUAUAACACCACACUUAUCCCUUUUCCUCCAAUUCCAUCCUCUGCUCGCACCAAAUUCGUCCCCAAUUUUUAGGGCUACCACGUCAAAUUUGCCGCUUCCACUCAUCUUUUUCUUAGUUUCUCUUCGAUAGAGAGGGAUUGCAAAAUUGCUGAGAUGAUUUCUACUAUUCCUAACUGCCAAACCCUUGUUAACUUUGUCCGUCUCAGAAGUUAGACAGGAAGCAACAAGACUUGACAUGCUUACUCUCUUGCGAUGGGUGAAAGCUCAGAGAUCAACAGACUAGAAAAUAAGGGGAUUGCUUCUGCUUUGAAUUUGUUGGAGGAGUCAAAGAAGGUUAUAGAUUCAAAUUUCAAAGGUGGACCAAUCGCAUGUGCAGAUCUAUACCAAUUUGCUGAGUUACAACAUGAAAGUGAGUUAUCUAUCAUGACUUGUGCUGGUGAAUCUAGAUUUUACAAGAAAGGACAAUGUUUUAAAACAAUCACUAAUGACAUUGAGCAAGGUGGAAUUUGAUGACUAUAUUUUUCAU
Messenger RNA from Solanum stenotomum, 538 nucleotides. RefSeq names its product thylakoid lumenal 29 kDa protein, chloroplastic-like. The record is from RefSeq and is a predicted model, not a curated record. Lineage: Eukaryota; Viridiplantae; Streptophyta; Magnoliopsida; Solanales; Solanaceae. Gene Ontology annotation, biological process: response to oxidative stress. Bases 265 to 522 code for a protein of 85 amino acids. Gene Ontology annotation, molecular function: heme binding; peroxidase activity. The transcript is spliced from 4 exons.